This is a messenger RNA of Spodoptera littoralis (African cotton leafworm), 1488 nucleotides long. NCBI's taxonomy places the organism in Eukaryota, Metazoa, Arthropoda, Insecta, Lepidoptera, Noctuidae. The record is from the annotation of a GenBank genome assembly.
AUGAUAUUUGAGUUGCUGCUGGCGGCGUUGGUGGCGGCGGUGGUAUGGCUGAUAUUCUUCAGAGAUGAUGAUAACCCCGUGGACAAACUCCCCGGACCUCCGAGGAAACCAUGGAUUGGGAACGCUUGGGAGCUGCUCCAAAUGCCCUCAGAUAAGUUAUUGGACAUAUUGGUCGACUACACGAACACUUAUGGCGACCGCUACGUGUUCAAGGUGUUUAGUCUCCGAGUGCUGCAUAUAUCUGGACCUCCUGAUGUCGAGACGGUGCUCUCACAUUCGAAGAAUAUCAAGAAGAGUGCUCCUUAUGACUUCCUAAAGGGCUGGCUGGGCACCGGACUCUUGCUUAGUACUGGUCUCCACUGGCACAAGCGCCGUAAGAUUCUGACUCCAACCUUCCACUUCAACAUCCUGAAGAACUUCGCCCACGUAAUCGAAGAGAAGACACAGGAUCUGGUGAAGAUGCUCAAGGACAAGAACGGAGCUGAUGUGAGCCUGAUGCCCACAAUCAGUGAUUUCACUCUCUUUACUAUUUGUGAAACCGCAAUGGGGACCAAAUUGGACGACGAUAAGACAUCAGCCACAGUGGACUACAAGAACGCCAUCCUUAACAUCGGCAUGCAAAUGUUAGCGAGGAUCACCCGGUUUUGGCUGCAUAACGACUUCAUCUUCAACAACUCGUCACGAGGAAAAGAAUUCACAAAAACCUUGGAAGUAGCUCGAGCCUUUGCUGAUAAUGUCAUCAUGGAUAGAAAGGCCCAGAGGAUUCAGAAUAAGGGAGAAGAUAUUUCUAUUGCUGAUGCGUCUGAUGGCAUUGGAACUAAGAAGAGAUUGGCUAUGUUGGAUCUGUUGCUGGAGGCUGAAGAGAAAGGCGAGAUUGAUAUGGAUGGUAUCAGGGAUGAGGUUAACACUUUCAUGUUUGAGGGCCAUGAUACAACAGCCUUAGCUCUUACUUUUGGCUUGAUGCUGUUGGCUGAUCACGAAGAUGUACAGGAGCGCAUCUACGAGGAAUGCCAAACGAUCCUGGGUGACUCAGAACACGUGACGAUGUCCAAUCUGUCCGACAUGAAGUAUUUGGAGGCGGUCAUCAAGGAAAUACUGCGAUUGUACCCCAGCGUGCCUUUCAUUGGACGAGAGAUCACUGAAGAUUUUAAGCUGGGUGACAUAACAGUGAAGAAGGGUACGACAGUGGACGUCCACAUUUACGAGCUGCACCGUCGCGCUGACAUGUUCCCGGAGCCGGAGAAGUUCAUGCCGGAGCGGUUCCUGGGCACGGAGAUGAAACAUCCUUACGCUUACGUACCGUUCAGCGCUGGACCUAGGAAUUGCAUUGGACAAAGAUUCGCGAUGCAGGAAAUGAAAACCACACUUAGCGAGCUGGUCCGUCACUUCAAAAUUGUACCUAAAGUCAAGGGAGCAAGGCCUAGAAUCAUGGCAGACUUGGUUCUCAGACCAGUGGAUCCCAUCUAUGUCAAGUUUAUUCCUCGCUAA